AUGAAUAAUAUAUUAGAAUUAAAAAAAAGAAUUGAUAAUAUUAUUAAUUCAAUUAAUAAUGGAAAUUAUAAUAAUUCAUUAGAAAUAUUAUUGGAUGAAUUGGAAUUAAUAAAUAUUGAUCGUAAUAUAUUACAGAAUACUAGAAUUGGUUCAUCAUUAACUAAAUUAUCAAAAUCUUUAUUACCAAUACAUAAAAUUACUUCACAACGUGUUAUUUCAAUUAUUAAUAAAUGGAAAUCACAAUUACGUAAUUCCGUUACGGUGACUGGUACAACAGCAAGUAAUGGACCUGAGGUUACUACUGAUAACCUAAGUACUACUAAUAGUACUACUACUACCCCUAACAGAGCUAACAGUACUAACACUACAGUUGUACCUGGUCCUGAGGAUAGUAGUAGUAAGGAUAUUGGUACCGUGGGAGCAAGCACCGUUACUGAGGGAAAGGGAGCUAAUUUUACAGCUAUGGAAUGUACUGGUGAGAAAAAUCCUAAUGAAAUUGCUGUUGUAACUAAAACUGGGGAGUCCAGUACUUUUUCUGAGGAUACUAAUAGUAAGGAUACUGAGGGAGUUAAUACUGAAGUUAAUAAUGAGGGAGCCCCUUUGGGGACUAACGAAGCCCCUUUGGGGACUAAGGGAGCCCCUUUAGAGGCUACUGGCACUCAUGGUCUGGGUGAGGAAGUUGCUGUUGGACCAGACACCGUAACGGGGAAUCCAAAAUAUAUGGGACCAUUACGUAAUAAUAUAUAUCGUGAUAAAGCAUUAAGAUAUUUAUUUGAUAGUUUUAUAAUAGGAAAAGAUUUUGAAAUAGAAAUGGAAGAAUUAACAGAGAAAAUAAAUUUGAUAGAAAAAUCAUUAUAUAAUUAUUAUAUAAUAGAAAAAAAUAAUCAAAAAGGAUAUAAUCAACAAUUAAAAUGUAUAGGAUUUAAUUUAAAAGAUAAUAAAAAUACAAUAUUUAAUUAUAAAUUAUAUAAUAAUAUUAUUUCUAUAAAUGAAUUAAUUCAUAUGUCUUCAUUACAAAUGGCAUCUGAUGAGAAAAAAUUACAACGUAAUGAAAUACUUGAACAAUCACUUGAAGCAUGUCAGUCUGAUUGGGAAAUCAAAAAUAUCUUCCUUAAUAAUAAAACUAAAGGACAAUUCAAAUGUAAUAAAUGUAAUUCCAAAAUCACUACUUAUUAUCAAUUACAAACCAGAUCAUCUGAUGAACCCAUGACUACAUUUGUAACUUGUCUUAAUUGUAAUAAUCGUUGGAAAUUCUAA
This is a messenger RNA of Theileria annulata, 1257 nucleotides long. Its product is annotated as transcription elongation factor, putative. NCBI's taxonomy places the organism in Eukaryota, Apicomplexa, Aconoidasida, Piroplasmida, Theileriidae. Gene Ontology annotation, molecular function: nucleic acid binding; zinc ion binding. The transcript has 2 exons. Gene Ontology annotation, biological process: DNA-templated transcription. Gene Ontology annotation, cellular component: nucleus. The record is from RefSeq and is a predicted model, not a curated record. The coding region runs from base 1 to 1257 and encodes 418 amino acids.